Molecule: messenger RNA, 3153 nt
Organism: Micromonas commoda
Lineage: Eukaryota; Viridiplantae; Chlorophyta; Mamiellophyceae; Mamiellales; Mamiellaceae
Product: SNF2 super family
Exons: 3
Coding region: 1-3153 (1050 amino acids)
Molecular function (GO): ATP-dependent chromatin remodeler activity; ATP binding
Source: RefSeq, a predicted model, not a curated record
AUGCCGCGCCCCGAGGAGCUCCUGGGUUUGCUCAGGACCUUGCCCCCGGUGGGGGGCGACGAGCUCAGGCGGACGGUGUCCGGCUCGCAGGGACUCGGCGACUCCCAGGGCCCCGCGCGCAAGCUCACCCUCGCGGAGCUCCUCGCGGAGACGACCGCUCGGCACGAGUCGCUGGACCGCGAGGAGGAACGAGAGAAGCGACGAAGCGUGGAGGGCGACGCGCAGGAGGAGGAACGCGACGACGACGCGAACGGAGCGCCGUCGGGGCGUCGAAGCGCGCCCCGGGGCGACGACGCGGAAUCAUCCGACGACUCGGAGGGUCCGCCGGAUGAGCCGCUGUGGGGCUCGCAGGAGCUCGACGAAGUCAUGGACCGAUGCGCGGUGCCCGUGGGGGAAGUCGACGCCUUCGCGCCCGUCGCGGGGGGCCCGGGCCAGUUCCGCUCGGUCCAAUCCGCGGAGGAAGCCGGCGACCUCGUCCUCGGCCCGCCGUCGAGGGAAUGGGACGAGACGCUCGGAGCCGGAAAGCCGGAGAGCCGAGGGGAGAGGGGAGACGCGGCACCCUCGGCACCCUCGGCACCCUCGGCACCCCUCGGCACCACGGAGGAGGAGGACGCCCUGUACGUCCCGGCCGCGCUGAACUGCCACCUGAGGGAGUACCAGCGAGACGGCGUGCGUUUCCUGUACGCGCUCUGGGCCAGUAAGAGGGGCGGGGUGCUCGCCGACGACAUGGGUUUAGGUAAGACGAUACAGACGGUGGCGUUCCUCGCCGCGGUGCUCCGAUCGCCGCGAGCGAACCCGUCGCCGCCGCCCGCGUUAGUAGUGUGCCCGAUGAGCGUGCUGGACAACUGGGAGACUGAGCUGAAGCGGUGGGGCCGGAUGCUCCCGGGGGGCGAGUUCUGCACCGAGAGGGUCCACGGCCAAUCGCGUGACGACGCGUGGACGCGAUCCAUCGCGGAUGGCAGCCGGUGCGAGAUCGUGCUCACCACGUACGACACGUUGGUGAGAAACUCGGACGCUUUCGCGGCCAGGACGUGGUCCGCGUGCGUCUUUGACGAGGCCCAUUCGCUCAAAAACGAUAAAACGAAACGGUACGAAGCGGCGUACUCGUUACAGAAGGAGCGUAGGUUCGGGCUGUCCGGUACCGUCAUGCAGAAUUCCUACGACGAGCUCUGGUGUCUGUUCGACUGGGCGUACCCGGGAUCGUUGGGGGACGUGAAGCAUUUCAAGGAGUACUACUCGAAGGUGAUGCAGCAGGCGCAGAGGCACGGGGUGGACGAUACCACCCUGGGCCGAGGCCGAGACAAGGCGGAGCAGCUCAGGCGGCUGCUUCGAAAAUACAUGCUGAAGCGAACCAAGAAGGACACGCUGGCGGAUCAGCUCCCGCAGAAGGCUGACAACGUCGUCUUCUGCGACAUGUCCGCGCUGCAGAUUCGCGCGUCGAGGAGGCUCCUGGAGAUGGAGGAGUUCCAGCUGUUGAUUCGCCACGAGGAACCGUGCGACUGCGGCAGCGGCGAGAAGCGAGCGAGGUGCUGCUACCAGGAAUGCACGGGACCCGCGCCGAUAUGGAGAUCCUACGAUCACGAGAAGCACGUCACGGCGCGCAACGGGUACCUGUGCCCGUACUGCAUGACCUUCCCGUUGAUGCAAACGCUCAUCAAGGUGAGCAACCACCUCGAGUUGCUGAAGCCCGAUCCCGAGGAUGAAUACGGAAACGACGAGGCGAGGGAAAAGUUUGAGAAGGCCCGGGUCGUGGCUCGCGCCGCGCUCGGGGAGGACGCGCACCUCGUGGGCGGCGCGGACCACCCGGACAUGGAUUUUGCCCGCCUCGGCGACGCCACCAACUGCGGCAAGCUCCUCGCCCUCGAGAAACUUCUCUCGUUGUGGCACCGGCAGCGGGACAAGGUGUUGUUAUUUUCGACGAGCGCGCGGCUGCUCACCGUGCUAGAAAAGUUUCUCACCCAGCGGGGGUACGUGUACGCGCGGCUCGACGGAAGCACGGCGGGGAAGGACAGGCAGAAGCUCGUGGACGAUUUCAACGCCAGCGAGUCCCUGUUCGUCUUUCUCUUAUCCACGGGCGCCGGCGGGGUCGGGUUGAACAUAACAUCGGCGAAUCGAGUCGUCAUCUUCGACCCCAACUGGAACCCGGCGAAGGACGCACAGGCGCAGGACAGGGCGUACCGCAUCGGGCAGAGGCGCGACGUCGACGUGUACCGCCUCCUCGCCGCGGGGACGAUCGAGGAGAUGGUGUACCAGCGGCAGGUGUACAAGCAGCAGCAGUCCAACGUGGCGGUGGACGCGAGUAAGGAGCGGCGAUACUUCGAGGGAGUGCAGGGCGAUAAGCAGCACCAGGGCGAGCUCUUCGGCCUGUCCAACAUGUUCACGCUGGCGAACGAGGAGAUCACCCGCAUGCAGUCCUUAGUGGAUCGGGAGCGAAGGAGCGCUGCGGAAUACGCGUUCGAGAUUAAGAGCGCGGCGGAGAUUGAAGCGGCGGCGAGGGCGAAAGCGGAGGCUGACAAAAAAGACGCCGACGGGGUCGCGCGCGAGGGCCAGGGCCAGGGCCUGGCCGCCGCGGUCGAGUCGCAGAGGGGCUCCGCGGAGGGUGGGGGUUGGCGUCGCGCGAGCGGCGGUUCCAGCGGCGGUGGUGGCAGCCGCGGGGGUGACCCGUCGCGGGACCCGCAGCCGCCGCCGCAGAGGCGGAGGCUGCGGAUCGUCGCGGAGGAGGAGGAGCGACGCGAGGAGGAGGACGGGGGCGACCUCGGCCGCCGCAUGUUCACCCGCGGCGAGGACCGGGUCGUCCAUGAGCACCGUCACGACAACAUCGUCGGAGACGACGGCCCGGGGGGUCGCGAGACGGCGCGGAGCCACAGAGCCGUCGCCGUCGCGAGGCGGCAAGGGUUCGACGCAGAGGCGGAGCAACGCGCGAGGGACGAAGCCGCCGUCGCGGCGUCUAAGGCUGCCGCGGAGAGGGCCGCGGAGAGGGCCGCGGAGGAGGCGAGACGCGCGGCCGCCGCCGACGAGGUCCUCGCCGCGAUGGCGGAAUGGAAAGGGACGUCGACGGCGGAUUUGGCGCGGCGUUUGACGUCGCUCGACGCCGCCGGUCGCGCCGCGGCGGUGAGCGAGUUCAUCGCGGCGAUGGAGGGACGGAGGCGGUGA